Medicago truncatula (barrel medic) is the source of this 962-nucleotide messenger RNA. Its product is annotated as heavy metal-associated isoprenylated plant protein 39. The record is from RefSeq and is a predicted model, not a curated record. The coding region runs from base 146 to 487 and encodes 113 amino acids. The transcript is spliced from 3 exons. Gene Ontology annotation, molecular function: metal ion binding. NCBI's taxonomy places the organism in Eukaryota, Viridiplantae, Streptophyta, Magnoliopsida, Fabales, Fabaceae.
GUUACCAAUUCUCAUCUUUACUUCAUCACCACUUCAUUGCUAAAAAACACUUCACUCAAAACUUCAUCAUCAACUUGCUCCUCUUCAUAUUCCUUUGCAUUUGUCAUCAAUAGUUCUUAGUUAGCUCGCACAAACUUCAACAACAAUGAAGAAAGUAGUGUUGAAAGUGGACUUUUAUAAUGAUAGAAUCAAGCAAAAAGUUAUGAAGACAGCAUCUAGCCUUUCAGGGGUUGAAUCAGUAUCAAUAGACUGGAAAGAGAAGAAAUUGACAAUAUCAGGGGAUAUUGAUCCGAUAAAAGGAGUGUGCAAGCUAAGAAAGUUGUGUCAAACUGAAAUAGUUUCAAUUGGACCUCUAAAAGAAGAGAAGAAAGGGUCAACAAAUACAAAUGAAGUUAUUCCACUUCAAUACUUUGAAACCUAUCCAUUUUAUUAUCAGAUGACCCCAUCACAAUAUUUUCAAGAUUACUAUUAUGGGUCUGUUUGGUAACACCCAAAAAAGAGUUUUUAGCUCUUAACUUAUAGUUUAUAAGUUCGUUUGACAAAAAAAGCUCUGUUUGGUAACACUUUUCACCAUGAGUUUAUAGCUUAUUUCACGAGCUUAUAAGCUAUUUUUCAGAAGCUAUUUCAAGUAGCGUUUGAGCUUAUAGCUUCUCACUUUUUCUUCCAAUUUUACCCUUAUUAUUUCAUUUAAAUUCCAUUUUUAUCCAUUACAAUUUUUAUAAUAAACUAUGUAAUAAAGACUACCAUCCCCUUAUUCCUUGAAUUUUAUUUUUACUUUCUCAUGAUCUAGAAUUAGAUUUUGUUUUUCCUUCCUUCCAAAGCAUGCAAAGACAUCGCAAGAAAUUGAUUUCUUAUCACAAGAAACAUCAGAAAUAUAUUAAUAAGAUUAAAUAUAUGUACUGCUUGAAACAUGUAAGACAAGUAGUGAUUCAAUUUGUUACUAAUGACCGACUUGGUCACUA